UCAGGUCUCAGUGUAUUGGCGUUGAUUUAGGUUAUACAAUAAUAGUCGAUUGCUGCAAUCUACAUGCGGUUCUAGAUUCUAUAUCUUUAAUUACCAGUUUGAUUCUCUGACAAAAUUAUAUUACGAGAAUACUCGUGAUAGUGAUAGACUAGUGACAGUAGACGUAACAAGUAGUAAGGCUUUUAGACAAGUUAUAAUGAACCAACGCAAUGCGAAUAAUAGAGAUGGGAACGGUAGAAGAAAUGGAAACGACGAGAACAAUGAAGGCAAUUUCAAUUUGUGGCAGACGGGCACUGCAGCUGUGGGCGCGGCGGCCGUCGUCGGAGGCCUAGGAGCCCUAGGGUAUUGUUGGUUAACUAGAGAUUCGACGUCAGCCGCUUCGCAAAGUACGUCGCAGCAACAUGGUGCAGAGCAAAAAAGUUUCUUUAGCACUUUAGCAGAGACCCUCGAAGCUAUAUCAGAUGAAUCUAAUGACAGAAAACCAGGCAUGACACCAGCUCUGCAAGUGUCUGCGUGGCCAAACAUUAAUAGCCUGUCUUGUUUGCUCGAUGACAUUUACGAGCGAUAUAUAAAGCUGAAGCUAGAGGACUCCCAACUUUACAAUAAAGUAUUCACUGAGGUGUUCGGACGAUUGCACGACCACAUGAAGGCUGUCGACAAAUACUAUGGGCAAUAUAAGUGUAUCUAGCAAUAUCCAAUUUGUUGGUAGUCCCAAAGACCGCCUGCGCAUAAACAAACCGGAUGGAUUUAAAAUAGACUUGAACAUUGUGAUUAGCUUGCCGAUCAACAUGCACAGAGACCCUGUGAAUCCGGAAGAGAGCAACAUCAUCAUCGAACAGAAGUACCCGGGAUUCCUGCAGCUCCGCGCUGGAACACAGUACCAAAAAAUACUGGUCCGAGAUGGACAGGAGUGCCUGAUCAAUAGAACCGCUAACGAGUGGCUGGAUAAUAGAAAUUACAUUCUCCGUUCUAAAUUUAGUGACUGGUUCAAAAGCGUAGGCAACAGGGGUCUGAAUCAAUUCCAAAAAAUGAAUGGUCAACCGUCCUGCAUAGUGGAUGGCAUGAAAUAUACGAUCCGCACAUCUUCAGGUGGACCAGCUUGGACAAUAAUCAUUGAAGCAGGUUUAUUUAGGUUGGACGUGGAUCUUGUACCAGCGCUCAAAUUCCCUGAGAGCAGGUGGCUGGAAGGGAGAAAUUACCGUAAGAUUCCUCAAGAAUGUCGCAGAGGCUACUGGAUGGUUGUGCCAGAGCCACAUAUGGCUGGCCAGAUGGAUCAAGACGCGCAGCGCUCCUGGCACAUCUGCUUACAGUCACAGGAGGACCAGCUGUUCAAUAACACAUAUCUCUUGAGAAAAACAUUCCAACUGCUUGAAAAACUUCGGGAUGCUCAGGGCAUGGACAAGCUAGCCCCCUAUUAUAUAAAAACACUUUUCUUCUGGGAAAUAGACGACAAGAAAAACACUGACCCAACUUUUUGGCAACGGAAAAAUAUAGCUACUUUAUUCGAAUAUAUGUUGAACAAGUUAUAUGAAGCGUUAGACAACGGCAGUAUACAAUAUUUUUGGAAUAAAAAGAACAACUUGAUCGGACAUUUGAAUACUUGCACCAGAAAUGAGUAUAAGGGCAAAUUUAUGUACCUACUUGAAAAUAUUCGCGAUUACAAAUUGGUCGCAAAAUAUCUUUUAACUUCUGUAGAGUACAAGGAAUACCAACAGUUCCUGUGAGAUGUUACCGUGGGAGUAAUGUCGAAAAAGUUCAGAAAUUAAUUGUUUUGGUUAGGUGAUGUUUUUAAAUAUUUAUUAUUAUAAGUAUUUUUUUGAGCAUGAAAUUAUUCCCUUCUGCAAUGCAUAGGGGUAGCUUCGAGGGUCUAAGCCCUAUAAUAUUGUAUUUUAUAUCAUAAUCAUAAUCACGUCAUAGAAGAUAGAAGAAUAAUAUAAUAAAAGCUCAACGGUUGCUAUACUCACAUAUUAUGUAUCAGUUUUUCUGAUUUCAAAGCCUAGGUUGGUAUUGCGGAAAUAGCUGAAUCAGCAAUAGUACAAGAGGCUGAUGCGUGUCGCUUCUUAAUAAACAAUGAAAGAAAUAAAAGAGUGUGUGCUUAAGACCUCACGGCAGAUGUAAAAACAAUAACUGUGUUUUUUAUAAUCUUUAAUAUUUAUAAAGUUUUUCAAUACAUAAUAUUAGCACGAUGAACCACUAACUACACAUACUAACCUCACAAUGUAAUCCAAAUAAUUGUUAAAAAAAGUGAUUUAGGGGGUAUGUGUGUAUGUGAUAGUGAUAGGUAACAUCAUUGACGUCAUUGCCCCAUAUUUAGCCACAACUUUUAAUGAGUGUGUUGAUAUGGGUAUUUUUCCAAAUCGAAUGAAACAUGGAAAACUCAUUCCUCUGUUUUAAUCUGGUAAUAAAGCUGACUUAAAUAAUUA
Pararge aegeria (speckled wood butterfly) is the source of this 2423-nucleotide messenger RNA. RefSeq lists its product as uncharacterized. The record is from RefSeq and is a predicted model, not a curated record. The coding region runs from base 666 to 1724 and encodes 352 amino acids. Lineage: Eukaryota; Metazoa; Arthropoda; Insecta; Lepidoptera; Nymphalidae. The transcript is spliced from 5 exons.